Molecule: messenger RNA, 291 nt
Organism: Paraglomus occultum
Lineage: Eukaryota; Fungi; Glomeromycota; Glomeromycetes; Paraglomerales; Paraglomeraceae
Source: the annotation of a GenBank genome assembly
UCAAACCAGUUUUAAAAGUAUUCAACUCUCGAGACGCGAAAAAGUCUUUUACCUCGGGAGUUCCGUCUUCCAGCGACCUUAUUUGUCAGCUGGAAGGUUUAUUUUGCGUCAUUAAGGUUGUUAAGCUCCCGAGGCGCGCCGUAGCGAAAAGUCUUUUCCCUCAGCAACCUUUCUGGCAACUAGUUAUUAAGAUACGAUGGAUUUCGAGCAAUCCGAACUUCACAAACAGGUUCGGUGCUCGUGAUGAUGACGACUUGUCUGAUUUAGGAGAAGUCCAUUUCAGUGAUGACG